Molecule: messenger RNA, 2707 nt
Organism: Electrophorus electricus (electric eel)
Lineage: Eukaryota; Metazoa; Chordata; Actinopteri; Gymnotiformes; Gymnotidae
Gene: spop
Product: speckle type BTB/POZ protein
Molecular function (GO): protein binding
Source: RefSeq, a predicted model, not a curated record
GCCGAUUUUCGUCAUUCGUUUAACCCGGACGUGAAGACGCGCGACAGAAAAAUAUCCGAUACGGUCGAAGAAAAGCUUCAAAAAGAUUCCUGAGUGGACCAGAAGAGAUGGGCAGAUAGAUCGUGACACUCUUCUGAGACAGUAAGGACAGGCAAGCACACCCGCCCACCCUCUCAGUGGGGAGAGAGACUGAGGAACGGUGAGAGGGGCGUAAUACAGCUGGCUUGUGCCAUGGCUACUCCUGUUUCACCAGAUGCUUAAUGGAGCUUGCGCUCAUAUAGGUUCUGCUGGUGCUAUCAGGGUUGGCUGAGUGCUCUUCUGCGUUCUCUCUCUGUUCUCUGGGCAUCUCUACACUCCACUGUGUGCGUGGAUCCUGGCGGCGGCUGUGCUGGUUUGGCACUGAGUUUGUGUGAGGGUGUGAGGAAGAAGACCUCUGUGUGUGUGUGUGUGUGUGUGUGUGUGUGUGGGUACGUCGUCUGCCGGCAGGUGUAGUGCCCCCCCCACCCUGCACGCUCAAAGCUGGCGAUGUCCAGGGUCCCGAGUCCGCCCCCUCCCGCUGAGAUGACCAGCGGCCCUGUGGCCGAAAGCUGGUGUUACACGCAGAUCAAAGUCGUCAAGUUCUCCUACAUGUGGACCAUCAAUAACUUCAGCUUCUGUCGGGAAGAGAUGGGUGAGGUCAUCAAAAGCUCCACCUUCUCCUCAGGAGCCAACGACAAGCUCAAAUGGUGUUUGCGGGUCAACCCAAAAGGACUGGACGAGGAGAGCAAAGACUACCUGUCUCUCUACCUGCUCCUGGUCAGUUGUCCCAAGAGUGAGGUGCGUGCCAAGUUCAAGUUCUCCAUCCUCAACGCCAAGGGAGAGGAGACCAAAGCCAUGGAGAGCCAGCGAGCUUACCGGUUCGUUCAGGGCAAGGACUGGGGCUUCAAGAAGUUCAUAAGGCGGGACUUCCUACUCGAUGAGGCCAAUGGGCUGCUGCCCGAUGACAAGCUGACGCUCUUCUGUGAGGUGAGUGUUGUGCAGGACUCUGUGAACAUCUCGGGGCAGAACACCAUGAACAUGGUGAAGGUUCCAGACUGCAGGCUGGCUGAUGAGCUGGGCGGACUGUGGGAACACUCGCGCUUCACAGACUGCUCUCUCUGCGUGGCUGGCCAGGAGUUCCAGGCACACAAAGCCAUCCUAGCAGCACGCUCUCCUGUUUUCAGUGCCAUGUUUGAGCAUGAAAUGGAAGAAAGCAAAAAGAACCGCGUGGAGAUCAACGACGUGGAGCCGGAGGUGUUCAAGGAGAUGAUGUGUUUCAUCUACACCGGCAAGGCCCCCAACCUGGACAAGAUGGCCGACGACCUGCUUGCUGCUGCCGACAAGUAUGCUCUGGAGCGUCUGAAGGUGAUGUGCGAGGACGCUCUGUGCACCAGCCUGUCCGUGGAGAACGCUGCUGAGAUCCUGAUCCUGGCUGACCUGCACAGUGCCGACCAGCUUAAAACGCAGGCCGUGGACUUCAUCAACUACCACGCGUCCGACGUCAUGGAAACAUCAGGCUGGAAGUCCAUGGUGGCGUCCCACCCACACCUGGUGGCGGAGGCGUACCGUUCGCUGGCCUCCGCCCAGUGUCCCUUUCUGGGCCCGCCCCGCAAGCGCCUCAAACAGUCAUAGUGCUCCCCCCCUUCCCCAGCCUGCCUUCUCACCCCCACAGGACUGCCCACACGAGGGCGCCAUUCUUAAAUUUCCGCCCUGACCCCUAAAUAUGACCCUCAGUAGGGACCAUAGCCGACCCUUGACCCCAAGGUACUGUGUCCUGUAGUGUCCCUCCCUGUUCUCCUCCCAGCCUCCCCCUCCUCUGUGUGCUCUCCCCAACGCCCAGAGAGCCAGGGACCCCGCGAGAGCUCACCCGCGGAGGCAACGCAAGCUGCAGCUGGACGGCCAAUUCCCCAGGCUCUCCCCCUCCUCGACACCCCACCACACUUUCCCCGCCUGGCCAGGAUUAUGCGAGCUUUUAGUGGGACCUGCCGACCGUGGUCAGGGGUUUGAGACGAAAGGGUGGACACAUGGACAACAAAAGACAUGCACCGAUGCCUUUGGAUAGACUGUUAUAUAUGGACACACGACACAGGCUGGACGCGGUCCGCUCGAUCCGCGGACGAUGGGCUGUGACCUGUCUCGCUGUCCCCUGCUAUGGAUUCUCCUUCACUGUGUGUCUUUUUUUUUGUUCCCUUUUCCAGUGGCAGACAAGUGUUUCUGUCCCUUUCAGACACUGUCGGUGGGGAACCGUCGAGCUUUUAAACAGGUAGCUUGUCUCCUCAUGACGACAUCGGCGUUCUCUUCAGAUGUUCGAGUAGGUCCUGUGUCUUGUUGACAUUUUCCCCCUGGACUGCACAGUGUGCGGGGUUACCUGGAGACAGUGACGUCUGCAGAAGCGCUUUUUCGGUGACCUGCUACGUGGCCAUUUUGGAGAUCAUGGAACUUCCUGUACGUCUCCUUUCGGAGUGCAUGUGAUUGGACAGAUAGAGUGUUGAAAGCAGGGGGAUGUGUAAAUAUAAGGCUUUAUUUCUUUUGAUGUUUGAGACUUUCUCCUCCUUGUAGCACUUGUGUAUUUAAACCCAGGCUUUCUGUAUGAAAACAAAAACUACAAAAAAAAAAAUUCUCCAAAUAAAGCUAGCUGUGCUGACGAUGUUUGGGGCUGGACUCGUGCAGUGCAGUGAUUCUCUGCGUU